AUGCAAUUAUGGGCAAGUGAUAAAGGCAUUAAUCCUGAUGCUAGUAUACUAAACCAGCAAGAACGGCAAAUGAUUCAACAUGAAAUUGACAACUGGCAGGAUGGACAUGCUACUAAACUACUCUUGCAUAUUCGUGAAACGGUUUUCAAAAGAGUUGAAACAUCUAAAAUGAAAGCGGACCGAAAUACACUGAUUACGCGACUAGAUGCUCAACAUUUUUCAAAAGACGAACAAGAGCGAAUCAAUUUGUAUAUCAACUUGCAUAUAAAAAUGCAAGAAGUGAUAACAGAAGUUGAAAAACUCGAAGCACGAACAAGAAUGAAAGCACCACCACCAUCGUUAAAACGUCUCGAUAUAUCAAUGAAAACAAGUCUACCACUAGACACUGCCGAGUUGACAACCAUACAAAACGAAUGGGAUACAGCGAUUCUGAGUGCUAAAACAACAUUACAAAAAUGUCUAAUAGCACUCAAAAAGCUUGAACAUACAAAAAUAGAUGAACAGAUGAAUAAAAUGUGGAAUGAUGAAGAAAUCAUUCCUGAACACUGUCGUGCUCUCGUCACCAAAAUUAUUGAGAUUGAUGAGAGAUUAGCAACGUUUGAUAGAAAAAUUUCGAUCCAUUUUUUAUUAUCAAAACACGCAAAAGCCGCACACGAUUAG
Didymodactylos carnosus is the source of this 660-nucleotide messenger RNA. The record is from the annotation of a GenBank genome assembly. NCBI's taxonomy places the organism in Eukaryota, Metazoa, Rotifera, Eurotatoria, Philodinida, Philodinidae.